Molecule: messenger RNA, 423 nt
Organism: Auanema sp. JU1783
Lineage: Eukaryota; Metazoa; Nematoda; Chromadorea; Rhabditida; Rhabditidae
Source: the annotation of a GenBank genome assembly
AUGCUGAGAGUACUCCCGUUGGUACGAUUCUCUAAGCGCAAUAUUUCAGUUAAAGAGAAAUUGAAAGAUUAUAAGUUUCCAGAGGUGAAAAAAGAUGAUUGCGAACAAAAGUAUAUAUCAGGGUGGGGCCCAGGGGGUCAGAAGGUAAAUACUGCGCAGAACGCUGUACAACUAAGACACAUACCUACUGGAUUAGUGGUGAAGGUACAUGAAUCAAGACUGCUACCCAAGAAUAUAGAUAUAGCAUUUGAGAGAAUGAAAUUCAUACUAGACAGACAUUUCAACGGAGACAAUUGUUACGAAGAGCAGUUCAAGAAACUGCAAAAAGCCAAAGAGCAAAAAGCCAAAAAACAAAGAGCUAAGAAUCGACAGAUGAAAGAGAGCCAAGAAGAAAAUCCAGAAGAUCAAAGUUGCAAUACAUAG